Cydia pomonella (codling moth) is the source of this 2844-nucleotide messenger RNA. Its product is annotated as phosphoenolpyruvate carboxykinase [GTP]-like. The record is from RefSeq and is a predicted model, not a curated record. Gene Ontology annotation, biological process: cellular response to insulin stimulus; cellular response to dexamethasone stimulus; hepatocyte differentiation. Gene Ontology annotation, cellular component: cytosol. NCBI's taxonomy places the organism in Eukaryota, Metazoa, Arthropoda, Insecta, Lepidoptera, Tortricidae. Gene Ontology annotation, molecular function: phosphoenolpyruvate carboxykinase (GTP) activity; manganese ion binding; GTP binding.
AAUUAUUCCACAUUCAAACGCGCACGCACUUGUGGUCGUUAAAUGGGUGAUAAAUUAAAUACAAUCGCAUACUAUAGAUGGCUCGUGUAUCUAUUUAGUUUCACGAAUUCAGAAGAAAUUUAGCAAUUGUUGUAGUUUUAGUUUUCUUUUUAAUCAAAAAGUAUUAAUUUAUUUCUGUUAUUUUAAUUCAGUGAACGGUAUUUGCUUUAAUUAUUUCGUAUUUUUUUAAACUCCUUCAAAAUGCUGCACUUCAAGUCGGUUCCUGAAGACUACGUCAGGCAGUCUGCCAAAUGCGCCCAAGUGGCCCUAAACUGCAGCCGCGCUGUGCAUGCGCCGGCCCCGCGCAGCGCCAAACUGCCUCAACUGGCGGCUCUGACACCUAAGGUCCGAGCCUUCGUGGAGCGCAGUGCUGCCCUCUGCCAGCCGGAGCAAGUACACAUCUGCGACGGGUCGGAGUCGGAGGCCGCGGCGCUGCUGCGACUCAUGCAGCAGCAGGAGACCUUGCGUCGUCUACCGCAGUAUGACAACUGCUACCUAGCCCGCACGGACCCAUCAGACGUGGCUCGCGUAGAAUCUCGCACCUUCAUCUGCUCCGAACACGAGCGCGAUGUAGUGCCAGCGGCCAGAGCUGGGCAGAAAUCCGCGUUGGGGAACUACAUCGCUCCUAAUGACUAUGAGAGGGCGGUGGCUGAGAGAUUCCCAGGAUGUAUGAGAGGUCGCACCAUGUACGUGAUCCCAUUCUCCAUGGGUCCGGUGGGCUCUCCUCUGUCCAAGAUCGGCGUGGAGAUCACCGACUCGCCGUACGUCGUGUAUUCCAUGAGGGUCAUGACGAGGAUCGGCAGCAAAGUCCUAGAAGUCCUACGGAGCGACGAGCAGUUCGUGCUGGCUGAGCAUAUGCUGAUCGUUGGCAUCACUGACCCUCAAGGCCGCAAGCGCUACAUCGCAGCCGCGUUCCCCUCGGCCUGCGGGAAGACCAACCUGGCCAUGAUGACGCCGUCCCUCCCCGGCUACAAGGUGGAGUGCGUCGGUGACGACAUCGCCUGGAUGCGGUUCGACAAGAACGGCGUUCUGCGGGCUAUUAAUCCGGAGAAUGGGUUCUUUGGAGUCGCUCCAGGAACGUCUGCAGCGACCAACCCCAUAGCAAUGGCAACAGUAUUCAAAAACACGGUGUUCACGAACGUGGCUGAGACCAAAGAUGGUGGUGUGUGGUGGGAAGGCAUGGGUCCGGCGCCCGAGAGCCUGACCGACUGGAAGGGGCAGCCAUGGGACCCGAGCAAGAAGACGCCUGCAGCGCACCCCAAUUCUAGAUUCUGCACGCCUGCGGCGCAAUGCCCCAUGAUCGACGACGCCUGGGAGAGCCCCGAAGGCGUCCCCAUCUCCGCCAUCUUGCUCGGGGGGCGGCGCCCUGAAGGCGUCCCCUUAGUCGUGGAGGCGAGGGACUGGGACCAUGGCGUGUUCAUGGCAGCCAUGCGAUCGGAGGCCACUGCUGCCGCUGAGCACAGCGGCAAGGUUGUGAUGCACGACCCAUUCGCCAUGCGUCCGUUCUUCGGAUAUAACUUCGGGGAGUACCUCCAGCACUGGUUGUCCAUGCCGCGAGCUGGCCGCAAGAUGCCCAAGAUCUUCCACGUCAACUGGUUCAGGAAGGACCAGCAGGGCAAAUUCCUCUGGCCGGGCUUCGGCGAGAACUCGCGCGUGCUGGACUGGGUGCUCCGGCGCUGCGACGAGCAGCCGUGCCACGUGGACACUCCGCUGGGCUUCGUGCCGGCCCCCGGAGCCCUGCCCGUGGACGGCCUCGGUGACAUCAAUAUGAAGGAGCUGUUUAGUAUUCCGAAAGAUUUCUGGAUCAAGGAGGCGGAUUCCGUAGAAAAGUAUUUCAAAGAAGAAGUGGGCGAUGACCUGCCAAAGCAGAUGUGGGAACAGCUGGAAAUCCUCAGGAGGAACAUUCAGCGGUCUUAGACAAGCCAAAGAUCCGUGGACGAACGAAAACUAACCUUAUCCACUGUUGAACAGUGUUCAUAAUCGGUAAAGAAAGACUAACAAAAAUAAUUUGUAUUCGUUGAUAAGCAAAAUUGAACCGUACUUACUGUUGAUCAGUGUUCAAAAUCGAUAAACCAGGAAUAACAAAUAAAAGAGGCAGUUUUGACAGAUACUCCAUAUUUUAUAGAAACCGUUAAAGUGUAUAUUUUAGAAUAUUUCGUAGUGUAAAGGUACCCAUAGCAUCAAUUUGGGACUGUAUCAAUUACCUACUGUAAGUAUGAAUUAAUAUGUAUUAUUUAUUAAUUCUAAUAUUUAUUUACAUCUGUCAAUACUGCACUUUAAUCUUUUAGUAAGUUCGACAUAUGACGUUUUUUCAAUUUGGAAUAUUUGUUUUCCAUUUAAAUAUGUCGUCGUUAUUCAACUGGUCAAAAUUUUAGAUCUCUGGCAAUUUAUAUUUUUAUGCAUUUAAAUUCCACGUAUUCGAUGUACCUACCCAUUCCUUUGAAAUAAUUUAGCGUAAGUUUAUUUUAACGAUGUUUUAAUGAAUCGAAUUAAGGUUUUAAUCGAUAAUCGGAAGAAUGAAUAGGAAAUGUCAAUCGAUGAAUGUAUUAUGGCUGUGCUUAGCAAUUAAUGACGUUUCAAACAAAAGGCACCUCUGUCAAUUGUCAAUAAGAGCAAUUUUUUAUUGCAUGUAAAUGUAAUUAGCGACUUAUUGACAAAUGAAAAAAAACGUACCUUUUGUUUGACAAAUUAAGAAUUUAUUUGACGAAAUGUAAAUAGGUUAAGAGCAUGCUCAAAUAAAGCAAAUUGAUUUCUAAUGAUUUAUUGUAAUAAGAAAUGAGAUUUUAAAAUAAACGUUUAUUUUUA